Molecule: messenger RNA, 1607 nt
Organism: Leptopilina heterotoma
Lineage: Eukaryota; Metazoa; Arthropoda; Insecta; Hymenoptera; Figitidae
Gene: prel
Product: protein preli-like
Exons: 5
Coding region: 226-930 (234 amino acids)
Biological process (GO): phospholipid transport
Cellular component (GO): mitochondrial intermembrane space
Molecular function (GO): phosphatidic acid transfer activity
Source: RefSeq, a predicted model, not a curated record
AUAUUUAAAGAUGGCGCUGUAGAUAGUAACAUAGUUCAAUCAUCGACACUGCAUUUGCUUUUUGUGUGUUUACAUACUCAACAAAAUUUCUUAAAAAUUAUUUAUAUUAUUUUUGGACAAAGUAUAAAACAAGGAGGAAAUUUUAUCUAUGGCUCAAUUGCUUGGAAAUACUUUAUAAAACUUUUCUUAUUUAAUAACAGAGAAGAAUAAUAACCUACUAGAAUAAUGGUAAAAUAUUUCGAAAAUAAUGUUAUUUUUCAAUUCAAUUGGAAUCAAGUGGUUCAAGGAUUUUGGAAAAGAUAUCCAAAUCCAAACAGUAAUCAUGUUUUAUCGGAGGAUACGGUAUUCAGGGAAGUAAAGGAUGGAAAAUUAUAUUCAAAAAGGCUCUUAACAAAAACAAACAGAUUACCAAAGUGGGGAGAAAGAUUCAUGAGUAAAAAUGUCGUUAAAAUAAUGGAAGAAAGUAUUGUUGAUCCCAAUUCAAAAACAUUGACAACCUAUACGAGAAAUUUAGGCUUUACAAAAGUUAUGUCGGUAGUGGAAAAAGUUGUGUACAGAGUGUCGGAAGACAAUCCCGAUUGGACAGUGGCGCAGAGAUCUGCUUGGAUUGAUAGUCAAGUUUUCGGCUUCAGUAGAGCAAUUCAAGCCUUUGGACUCGAUAGGUUUAAGAAAAAUUGUGGUAAAAUGUCCAGUGGAUUCAAUUAUGUUUUAGAACACAUGUUUCCUUAUACCGCUGCUCACUGCAUGAAACCAAAUCUCUCUCACAUGAAUUUUGUUGACAGGAUUGAGCAACCAGUUAUUUCAAAGGUAACUCACGCUGCUGAAGAUUUACAAAACUCGCUACACGAUAAAGCAGAGAAAAUGAAAGGUGCAGCCAAAAAGGCAACAGACUUAGCUAAACAGAAAUCGAGUCAGCUUUAUCAGUCGUAAACGUAGAAUCAUAUUUUCAAAUAACUAGUAAAAACGAGAAAGUAUCAAUUAUUAGCAAAAAAAAUAUUUUCAAUGUUGUUAGAAUAUAACUGACAGAAGAAAAACACAAAAAACUUGUUUGAGUACAUGCGGAUAAAAUAGAAUUUUGAAUUCAAGGUCGACAGAAAAUGGUGAUUAUUAGAUUAUAUUAUUUUGACGUCUUAUUUUAUAUUAUUAUAUAUUGAUAUUACUGAUAUCUGAUAUAUAGAAUCAUUCCUUUCAAACUGCCAUCUUUGUUAAUACAUUUUUUUUCUUUUGCAAAUUAAAAUACCCCUAAAAGCGUCAACUUAUAAUUCUUGUUUUUUUAUUUAUUAUGAUAAAUACAAUGUAAUCUAAAGAUUCUAAAAAAUUCUUCAAUAUAAAAUUUGGAAAAGUGUAUAUAAACUCGAAAUGAUUAAUUUUAGAUGAAUUAGGUACAUUAAUCAUAAAUAAAUAAAUGAACAUACAAUAAAUUAUUACCCAAAUAUAUAGUUUCUUUUUAAAAAAGACAGUUUGAAUUAAUUGCAGACAAAGUGUAGAUAUAUUGUCAAUAAUAAUAAUAAUAUUUAAUAAAUAAUAAUACUUAAUAUUAAUUAAUUAAUAAUUGUUAUAAAUAUUAUAUAUGUAUACUGUAUAUCAUAAAGAUUUGUUACAAAAUA